AUGGACGGACUCUCGGUCGGCAUUCGACGCUCGGCCUUUGAGAAAUUGGCGGCCUUGGCCGUCAAAUCCCCAGGCAAUGACGAUGUGUCGGACCUCGCACGCCUUGUACGACAGACUCGACACGCACGUCAACCGGACGGAAACGCAAAUGGAGCGCUCGCUGAACAAGCUCCAACGUCCCGAGUUCCCAUGGGACUCCGUGAGUUGGAUGUCUUACUUGCGCUGUGUAGCGCAGCCUCCUCCGUGAGUGACCCGGAGCAUGCCAACCGCCUGGCAUCGCAAUUGUCUCGCUAUUUGCCAGAAUCACCAACCCAAUUGUUCCGCCCAUCUCCUUUUCUUCACCAGGUCAAGCCGUCGCCAUGGGAGACACUCUCCCACGGCCUCACCAAGGCGCUUUUGACACUGGCGACGAAAUUUCCAUCUUUGCGAAUGGUUGCACUGGAUGCGAUCAGUGGGUUCAUGAAAAACUGUGCAGAUGCAGUGGACGCUAUUACACCACUGCAGUACUCUCUAUCGGAGACGGGUGGGAAAGGCGUAGUACAUGAAUCCAUCGCCGUACUGUCAAUUGCAGUGUCACUGGUCGGGUUUUUGGAAGCCGCUGCCCUGUGUACCGCAAUCUGGACGGCUGAAGAGAAAUUGCAAGUCAUCGACCAUCUGCGGUCAAUGGUGUCUGAACCGUUCAUGAUUGCCGUCGAGACCGCUUCAUCGACGGUGCGCAAUGCCGGCCACUCCGACAUUCCAAUCAAAGAUUGGCGGAGGUUCUCCAAGCGUUACGCGACGCAGGGUCGUCCGCUGGGUGCCAUGCUCGUGCAAGAAGGACUCAUGCAAUUUGUCAAGUCCUGCGCUGUGUCACUGAUUGGAUCUCCCCAUCUCACCGAUGAUCAGCUGCUGGACGACUACAUGGCGGGUCUGGGAAUUGCUAAGAGCUAUGACGAGGGUGAAAUCGUCUUGAUCGAGCGUGUCACUGAUUUGAUCAAUGAAGAAAUCAAUUUGCUGGAGGACGGCUCGGAUUACUUGCAGGUCGGAUCUCCUUCUCAGCAGCGGUUGGCUUUCUCUGUGAAGAGCCACGCGCUUGUCGGAUUUUUAAACUGUGUCAUCCUGGGAGAAGAUGCUGCGAAUAAUGACGUCCUUCUGUCUUGGUUGGAGAACACUAUUGGCAACGCACAGCAGAUGGCCUCUAAAGAAUUGGCGAUUACCACAUUGAAGUGCAUGGCUAUUCUCGCUAGGAUGUCAUCGAACGGGGCCACGCUCGGCCGACGCUGUUUAUUGCAGUACUUGGUUCAUGGUCGUGCAUCACAGGGCCCAGUUGUGGCUGUGGCCUCACGCUGUUUGGCCCAGAUUCUCAGCAUCCUGUCCGAAGACUCGGUGAUUGCGACAUUGUACUCGUUGGGUAAUUCGUUGAGCCCCGGUCCCAUGGCUGAUCAGACAGUCCAAGAUCACCUCCUCAUCGACUCUACUGGCCUCACUGGAAACCUGGUGGCCUACGCUCAUGCCGGAGACGCAAGCCAGGCGACCCUCUCUGCUCUGGGUGAAGACGAGACUCUGACGAACCGCAAUGUUGUGCAUGCCAUUGUGAACAUUGCGGCCAGCUGCAAGGAUGAUAAGAUCAGCGCACUUGCCCAGUCAAUGCUUCUCCAGAAAGUUGGCAAGAUCAAUGUCUCGGUCGACGCGUUCAUCAUUCAAGAGACUGCCGUACUUGCUCUGAGUAUCGGCCAGCCCGAAUUUCUGUUGCUGCUGAAAUUCUACACUCGCAUCUACCUCGAUGGCUUGCACAAGGGCUUGAACAUCAUCACUGAUGCUGUUCAGUGUGCCUGGUCAUAUCUCGCCGUCUCUCUAGGUGUGAAGUCUCCACUUCACAGGCUUUUCUUAACCCACCUUCUGGAGAGCGUCGUGAACAAGGGUGACAUCCCUGACAUGGGAGAAUCUGAACGCCAUAAAGAUGUCGUCUUCGCUCAUGGCGACAUAACCCCAUUGUUGAGGCCUUUGGCUUUGCUGGCUUCCUCGCGAACACUCAAUGAAGAAACGAACCUCUUGACCUUGGGAUAUGACGAGGGUAUCUGCUCGCUUUUCCGUGAUGCUUGGUUCAACAUUUCGAUUCAUGGAAUCACAGUUAAUUCAAGUGUCUAUCAUAAACACCUCAAGGAGCUGAGCCUGCUGGCAAGCUAUUCUCCGCCCCUCAUCGCGGAGGAGCGCAUGGAAUCCCUCGAGAGUGAUGUGGAGCUUAACACAGUACUUCGAAGAGGCACAAGUUCCAACCGCCUCCAAGAGCAAAAGCGCCUGCUGACGGCAGAGCUUCCUGGGAGAGACUCUGACAUAAAGCGUCUCGACUAUCCCCGUUUGGUGUUUCUGAACGCGGUGCUGUUAGUUGAAACACUUCGCUCGCUAAGCGGCGACUGCACCAAGGUCCUCAACUAUUUCCGUGAUCCGGCCGUGGCAGCUCCAGAGAUGGUGACUUGCAUGAAUGCUGUGGCAGACAAGGUCGUGGCUUGCUAUCUUACGCGGACGCUCUCUGGGGAAUAUGACGAGUUCUCGGCGCCUUAUCUGGCGAAUCAGCUGGCCAACUUUUUGACUGCUUGCUGCCAUCGCAUUGAGAGGAUUCAGAACAUUGCAACAUUGUGCACGGAUAAGAUUAUACGUGAAUGUCCAUCCGCUUUAUGUGAGAAGAAGUCUCUGUUCGCUCUGCUUGAGAUUCUCACUGUGAUGUGGUCGUCAUGCUUACAAGGCGAACUUGACGAGUUCGAGUGGCACCCAACCUUAAUCUCACCCAUGGGCAUUGUAAAGGUCGAUUUGCCAGACAAUUACGCACUUCGGAAAGCGACCCUGCACAGGUUCCUCGCAAAAGCUAGGACAUGGGUGAUGGCGGUCUUAAAUAUCGCCCCGCUGGAUGUGAAGGGACUCUUACAGACAUACUUAUCUGAAUACGACGACGACGGCGCUUACGGACACAUCGCCUUGGGUCGUUCAUUUGCUCUGGAGAUGGGCUCAUUGAUUCCGCUCAGUGACCCAAGACUUGGGUCGAUUGAUCCACUCGAAAGUGAGGCAAAUAUUGCCUCGGACUUCAUGGCGCUUUACACUACACGCCAGAAGUAUCGUCGACCGGAUGAGUCCUCGUUUGAUUUUGGGGAGAUUGGUCGAUCUCUUGAAACAAAUGGUCUCAAAGCUGACUCCGACCCUGCGAGUGAGUCAGGCCGUACUCUUGAAUAUUGCCUUGCUCGCAUGUAUGGCAGGAGCAUGAAAGGCGAGAGUGUUCCUUUCGUUGAGGUAAGAGAUGCGCUACGACAAGCUGCGCGUCUGAUUUGCGGUAGCGUCAGCCCUCGCUUAUCCAUUGUCCAUUACCUGGUGGCCUUGCCCUUCCAAAUUUUCGACAAGGAAACCAUGAAGCUGGGCGUCUCAUUGUGGGUUGGUGUGAUCCACGAGAACCCCAGCGUUGAGCCGCGAAUCCUAGCUCACGUGGUGGAGGCGUGGGAUAAAAGCAUUCAGCGACGACAGGGCUUAUUCGACCCCAAGUUCGACUACCUGGAUCCACUGCAAACAAAAAUCGAGCUACUCCCAUCCGACAAGGCAGGAAUGUUAAGACAACAACAAAAUGCGCAGGAUACAUUGUCACCACAUCUGCGUGUGCUUCAGUUCUUCGAAAGUCAUUUCAGUGCUGUACGGUUGGGAAAUCUUCAGGACCACCAGCUGUUCUGUCGGAUGAUCAGCAACACUUUGGUUGCCUUGACCAAAACAACCGCUCAUCCUCUGGCCAGAGAGAUCCAUUUCCGCCUUGUUCUUUUUGGCUUGCGUGUUCUUCAAAAUAUGAGCCCACGUAACACAACCGCCUCCUGGAAGCUCAAGGAUCAGAUUCUAUCGGCUGCAUUGAGUUGGUUCAAGCACGCACCAAGAUGGUCAUUCGGCGGCAAUCGCCUGCAGAUUAAAGCAGAAGACAAGGUUCUUGGCGAAGUUUUAAACGCCCUGCGAGGCACCGCGGACAUCGCUUCCACCACACAAGGGUUCUACAAAUCCCUGCAUUCCAGGCAAGACCUCACGCAACUGCUGCUCGAGAAUGAGCGUAUGCGUCUUCGAGUUUGGUUGUUCCCAUUGGAACCUGAGCGAAAGCAUCACAUACCCUCAAUUGGUGGCAAGACUUCUUCUUCUGAUUCUAUCACGAACUACCUUCGCCUUGCAUGGGCCGAGAACGCCGGUCUGGCAAUCCAGCUCGCAGCACGAUUCCCGUCAGUGAAGAUGCAGACUGAGAUCCGGGCCUUGAUCCUCAAUGAACCCGUGAAAGCUCUUGGUGAGCCAGCCGCGUUGGAGCUCAUGUUCGACUCGUCGUUGCAGCCCGAUGUCAACUCUCAAUUGAAGUAUUUGCUUUACUGGGCACCAGUCAACCCCACUGAGGCGCUGACCUACUUCCUGCCCGCUUUCGGAAACCACCCAUUCAUUCUUCAGUAUGCCAUGCGAGCGCUCGAGAGCCACUCAAUGGAUGUCCGAUUCUACAUUGUGGCGCAAUUAGUUCAAGCCCUCAGAUAUGACGAUCUCGGCUACGUUGAGCGUUAUACACUUGAAACAGCAAAGCAAUCUCAACUUUUCGCCCAUCAGGUGAUUUGGAAUAUGAAGGCUAAUUCGUACAAGGACGAGGACUCUCAGGUGCCCGACCCGAUCAAGCCUACGCUGGACCGGUUCCUCGACUCCUUGCUUGCAAGUUUCACCGUGGAAGAACGGGACUUCUACGACAGGGAGUUUUCUUUCUUCAACGAGGUCACCGACGUCUCGGGUAAACUUCGCCCGUACAUCAAGCGAAGCAAACCCGAGAAGAAACAGAAGAUUGAAGAAGAACUUCGCAAAAUCAAGGUCGAGGUCGGCGUUUACUUGCCUAGUAAUCCAGACGGUGUGGUCAUUGGAAUCGACCGCAAAUCUGGCAAGCCGUUGCAGAGUCACGCUAAGGCACCUUAUAUGGCAACUUUCCGAAUUCAAAAGACACGUCCUCGUCUUGAAAGCAAGGGCGAUAUGGCCAAGGCUGUGUCCAAGAUCGGAGCUGAUGAACGCCAGCUUGCAAGCCGCUCCGGUGAACCUGAUCUGGAGACCUAUGAAGUCUGGCAGUCGGCGAUCUUCAAGGUUGGUGACGACUGUCGGCAGGAUAUGCUUGCUCUGCAAAUGAUUGCGGCUUUCCGAAGCAUUUUCUCGAGCGUUGGACUAGAUGUGUGGGUGUUCCCUUACCGGGUCACAUCUACCGCGCCAGGCUGUGGUGUGAUUGACGUCUUGCCCAACUCUAUUUCUCGUGACAUGCUUGGCCGAGAAGCCGUGAAUGGCCUUUAUGACUACUUCGUCUCCAAAUACGGAGGCGAAGACUCGAUUCGAUUCCAGGAAGCCCGCACCAACUUCGUCAAGAGUAUGGCUGCAUACUCUGUAAUCUCGUACCUGCUUCAGUUCAAAGACCGACACAACGGCAACAUCAUGAUUGACGACGCAGGCCACAUCAUCCACAUCGACUUCGGUUUCUGCUUUGAUAUCGCACCCGGUGGUGUCCGAUUCGAGCGCGCGCCAUUCAAGCUAACGUCUGAGAUGGUCGCCGUCAUGAGCGGAACCCACAAUCCAGCCCACCAUACCGGCAGCGGUGGAAUCAGUCUACCGGGCAGCAACUCGCACAACCCGACUAACACGCAGCCGUACCGAUGGUUCGAAUCUCUCGUGGUCAAGGCAUUCCUUGCAUCACGUCCCUACUGCAACAAGCUGGCGCACAUCGUGACGCUGAUGUUGGACAGUGGACUCCCGUGUUUCAAGCCAGAGACCCUGAAGAAUUUCCGCGAUCGAUUCGUCUUGGAAAAGAGCGAACGCGAUGCCGCGGAGUACAUGCGGGAAUUGACCCGUAAAUCCUACAUGAGCGUUUCCACCAGAGGAUACGAUCAGUUCCAGCUCAUGACCAACGGUAUUCCAUACUGA
Molecule: messenger RNA, 5922 nt
Organism: Penicillium diatomitis
Lineage: Eukaryota; Fungi; Ascomycota; Eurotiomycetes; Eurotiales; Aspergillaceae
Gene: stt4
Product: 1-phosphatidylinositol 4-kinase STT4
Exons: 11
Coding region: 1-5922 (1973 amino acids)
Biological process (GO): phosphatidylinositol phosphate biosynthetic process; phosphatidylinositol-mediated signaling
Cellular component (GO): cytoplasm; plasma membrane
Molecular function (GO): 1-phosphatidylinositol 4-kinase activity
Source: RefSeq, a predicted model, not a curated record